AUGUUCUGGGUCGUCCGGUGUGGCCUUAACUGGACAGCAACGCUGUCGACCGAAGGGAUAUGGGUCACCGUCGACGGCUACAGCUACCCAGGCGGUACUGGCAUCCACAUUGUUGUGGGUGUCAAGAACGGAGACAACUUUGACUGCCUUUUUGUCGGCCCCACCGCGCUGCCCCCCAACAGCGCGGGCUCCUACCAGCCCCAGGAGCAGGCCAUACCAUGGGCAAUUUCGGCGGCGUGGACCGUGGCCACGGGGAUGCAGAGCACCGAGUAUAUGCACCUCAUGGCCAGCCUGGACAAGAACGAAUGGGGCGUUUCGUUCGAGGGGGUCGAAAAGAGUGGCGCAACGCUCUCGGGAGGCACGACGCUCUCGGGACAGUUCACCAAGAAAAACACCGAGGCCGGCACCGUCGAGGCCCUCGGGGCCCAUGUCGACGACACCAGUGCUCGGGACACUUUCAAUACCGCACUCAAUGCUUGUGUUGCGGAUCUCCCGGCCGACGAGAAUUGGACUCUUGGUAGCGACUAG
Messenger RNA from Pyricularia oryzae 70-15, 528 nucleotides. RefSeq lists its product as uncharacterized. Lineage: Eukaryota; Fungi; Ascomycota; Sordariomycetes; Magnaporthales; Pyriculariaceae. Bases 1 to 528 code for a protein of 175 amino acids. The transcript is spliced from 3 exons. The record is from RefSeq and is a predicted model, not a curated record.